Messenger RNA from Lactuca saligna, 345 nucleotides. The record is from the annotation of a GenBank genome assembly. NCBI's taxonomy places the organism in Eukaryota, Viridiplantae, Streptophyta, Magnoliopsida, Asterales, Asteraceae.
AUGUCUGCAUCUUCCAGUCGAUCAAUCAACCUCAUGCGUGUCGGAAACCUUCGUGAUGAUGACCCCUGUCCACCUUGUGAUUGUCAAGACGCAGCAAGCAUGGAAAUUGAAGGUCCAAAAUGCAAGUUCUUUAUGUCGAAAGACAAAGAAAUGGAGGAGGGUUACUACAAACAAAAGCUUCACAAGAUGAGGUUUGAGCUAAAAAGGAAAGAAGAGUUUAGUGAAGUUUCGAAGGUUCAAAAGAAUUUGGUUAAGUUGCAGAAAGCUAUGGAAGAAGAUAAUCAUUGCCAUGUGGUUGAAAUGGACUUGAAAAGUGCAGCAGAUCAAAUAGGUUAUUAUGGUUGA